Molecule: messenger RNA, 3418 nt
Organism: Homarus americanus (American lobster)
Lineage: Eukaryota; Metazoa; Arthropoda; Malacostraca; Decapoda; Nephropidae
Product: salivary glue protein Sgs-3-like
Exons: 7
Coding region: 385-1029 (214 amino acids)
Cellular component (GO): cytoplasmic vesicle
Source: RefSeq, a predicted model, not a curated record
ACAUCAGCAGAUUUUCCUUCAGUUCCUCAGUGAAGGUUGUCGAGGGGAGUAUCAGCACCAUGAACAAGAUCAUCUUUAUUUUCGCCCUUUUAGGGCUGAUGUCGUUAUCAUCGGCAAACGCCAUGGUCACACAGAACGAGUUUUUUCAAUGAUGACCUCUGCUUGGAGAAACGAGAGAGACCGUCUGCAAGUGAACUCAGUCAAAGCAGAGCUCCAAAUCUGUAACAACUUCUCAGAAGAGUGCCCAGCCAUGUACAAAAAAUUACUGGCCAACAGAAAACUCUUGGAGAUGGCAAGUAAAGGGACGAAAUACAAAGAAUAGACAGCCAUUAUGGAUGUACAAGAUAUGAUAAAUGUCGAGAUAUUGGGAGCUGCGAGGAGUGCAUGGCUGCCCCCUGCCAUUGGCUUGAUUGUUUGGAACUGCAGUAUUGUGAGAAACGUGAUAUCAGCCCAGAAUUAUGUCUUGAGACACGGUGCAAUAACAAAACAACCACCACCACAUCAACCUCAACAACCGAGCCUCCAACAACAACCGAGCCUCCAACAACAACCGAGCCUCCAACGACAACCGAGCCUCCAACGACAACCGAGCCUCCAACGACAACCGAGCCUCCAACGACAACAGAGCCCCCAACGACAACCGAACCUCCAACAACAACUGAACCUCCAACAACAACUGAACCACCUACAACUGAGCUGCCUACAACUGAACCACCUACAACUGAGCUGCCUACAACUGAACCACCUACAACUGAGCUGCCUACAACUGAACCACCUACAACUGAGCUGCCUACAACUGAGCUGCCUACAACUGAGGUGCCUACAACUGAGCCGCCUACAACAGAAAUCCCAUCUACAACCACUGUGACACCUUGUCCUACCCCAGGAAGACAUUUUGAUGGUUUCAGCUUCUUCGGUGGAAUUAUUUUGGCAAUAGCUAUGAUGGCUGUGGCUUAUGCUGCAUGGCGCUUCUACCGGUCACGUACCAGCAGCAACUACCACACCCUGCACGAGACGGUCCACAUGUAACGCCAGAUUGAGACAACAGGUGUCGUAGGAUCAACAAAUGCACUCUUGACGAUCCACUCUUAACACCUGAAGAAGACAACGACUAUCGCAAGAUCAACAAAACACUGCUACAUAAUUGGCAGAACGUAAAGUGUUGCCUACUUAUAAAUCAAAGGUUGAGUGUCUAUUGGUGAAAUGAUAAAAGAUAAACUGUGUGUUGUGGACGUGAUUUAUUCUCCAUGUGCGCUGUUUUGGGUACGUCUGAUGCAGCAUGGGGUUAAUUAUUUUUUAUACAAAUUAUUUCAGUGGCGUAAUCUACACAUGUGAGCCUGUAUCAUGUCAUGAAAUUAACCCUUUCCAUACCAUAUGAUUAAAUAACUAUAUUUAUCAAGGGCUAUUGCUGUCAUUCAUACAGUACUAACUUAGUCAUGUGGUAAAGAAGGCGUUAAACAAUUACUAAAAAUUCUAUAAUGAGAUGUAUCAGUCAGCCAGAAAUGGGGAAGAAAGCUUAAUUGCAAGAAAAUUAAUCAUCCAUAAUUUUUUUUAGAGUUCUGUUUAUUUUGUGAAGUUAUCUCCAGUAUUUGUUUAUAUACCAGACUGAAUUCUGAUGUGCAAAUGUGAUGUGAAAGGAAGUUAUCUAUGAACUAAGCUCCACCCACUUUUGGCUUCCUUACCAAUUGUGAUAAUUCAUGAAAUUGGUUAGGUGCUAAGUGAGUCAUGACAUCAAAUUGGCAAAAUCAUGUGCAUUAACCUCUUCAUUGUUUAGUUUUAACUUGGAAAAAAUUAUUCUUUUAAACUAUGGAAGAGUGAAGUGCCAUUGAAUCUUGUCAGUAUGGAAAUGCAACUUGUUUGACCAUCAACAAUCAGUAAACUUCUCUAAAUUGUACUGGAAUGGUUGGUGAAGAAGCUAAAAGGGAGCAAAACUUAGGCGAGAGGUCACUUGUGUGGGGAAAGUGUACUGUACUUUAGUGAGUAGUAUCCUGAUAAUGCUUACUGUACAGUGAAGAUCUAGUGUAGUGAACAUUCAGAAGAAACUGGUCGAGUGAUUUUACCAAGGAUUUAAUUUUUUUUUUUCAUGGCCUCAGAGGAGCUUCAAACAAGUGCCAUUGUCUGUUCCACUCACUGAGGUAUUUCCCGAUUGCUUUUUUAUUAUUAUUAUGAUGAAAUGCUAUAUAGGAAAAAUACCCUGGUUUUGUUAUAAUUUAGCUGGUUGAGCAGUUUCUAAACAUGUUGUAAAAGUUAUGGCAUUUAAAGCUUAUAUCAAUUCAUUCUAGACUAAAAGAACAUAGGUACGUGUAUGUGUGAAUGCAUCUUCCCAUUUCUGUGUAAUAUAAGGAAGUUUGGAAGACGGGAACAAAAUGUGGAUGUGAAAAUUAAGAUUAGUUUUCAUUGGUCCUGGGAGUCCUCACUGGUAUAAGAGAGGUGCGUCUCUCACUCCAUCUUCAUAUUCCUAUCAAGACUUAUUUUAGCCACAUAUAGUCAGUCCAAUGCCCACUUUUCUGGUACUAACGGAUUGUUUUUCAUACAUGAGGGGUGCCAUAGUUUUUCAGGUGCAGUUUGACUAUGCUAGUGAUCCGUGGAGAGAAUUUUGAGGCCUUUUUCAGGGUUUUGGAUAAAUAUUUGAAACAGUUGAAUUCCCAGGAGAAAGAAACAUGUGUUUUCACCUUUGCUCUUUAUAGAAUUUGAAAUUGUAUACAAUUAUAUAAAUAUAGUAAAACUCUGAGAUGUAGAAUUUCUGUAAUACUAGUGUUAAACGGUGUUCAGACUUGUCAUAAUGAACUGUAACAAACUACCUACCAAGUGAAGAUCUCAGAUUCAUGCUGAAUAUGUUGUGAGUGGUGCCUCUUGUGCAGCAUGUUUGUCAGUGUUUUAUUUAUAAUUGAUAAUUGUCAUAUGUUAGUAAGUUUUGAUAUUUGGUUAUCUGAAGCAAGUGUUAGGUGAACAGGAGUUGAACAGCAUGGAAAAUUUGUAAUACCCCGAGUUGACCGUGAACAAAAUGGGGGGAAAAUGGAUAUUGAGAUCCAUUAUAGGGUAGAAAAUAUAUAUUUUUUCAAUAUUGGCUUGUUGUUUCUUGUACUCGGAGAACAGUUUCCAAGGAAGGUAAAGGUACUAAUGUACUUUAUCAUUUUCUGACCGAUUUUGACUUAUGGUAUAGCAGUACACUGUAUUGACCCGGAUAACUAUGAUUAAAGCAAAGUUCAGGCUGCUGAUAUAGAAUUACUGUGAAGGGUGACUAGAUUUGUUAGAUUGAGAAAUGUCAGUACAGUACUGUAUAUGGACUGAACGUGUGAGUCUAGUUUAUCCUCGCAUUUGUCGAACAAAUCCAAUUGAAAUGGUUUUUGGUUUGAUAGGAGACUGGAUUAGAUGAAAUUUGAAUUAGUGUUUUUUGGGUAGUAUCUUGAUGGGAAAC